This is a messenger RNA of Aureococcus anophagefferens, 1857 nucleotides long. RefSeq lists its product as hypothetical. The coding region runs from base 1 to 1857 and encodes 618 amino acids. The transcript has a single exon. Gene Ontology annotation, molecular function: protein binding. The record is from RefSeq and is a predicted model, not a curated record. Gene Ontology annotation, biological process: cilium assembly. NCBI's taxonomy places the organism in Eukaryota, Pelagophyceae, Pelagomonadales, Pelagomonadaceae.
AUGCCGGCGGAGGACCUGCCCAUCGAGUUGGAGCACGCCAUCGGGCUCAGCGCCCUGCGGGGCGGCCUCCACUACCACCCGAAUGGGCGCGAGUACCUCUACGCCGCCGGGGCGUCCAUCGUCGUCUGCGACUUCGAGGACCCGCACGCGCAGGCCUUCCUCCGGGGCCACGACGACAGCAUCACCUGCGUGGCCAUGAGCGCCAAGGGCGCGCUCGUCGCGUCGGGGCAGCGCGGCGAGAACGCGGACGCGAUCGUAUGGGACUACGAGCGCAAGAGCCUGCUGUUCCGGCUGAGCGAGCACGACCACGCCGUGAGCGCUUUGGCGUUCUCCCACGACGAGCUCCUGCUCUGCACGGUAGGCAACGUCGACGACGGCAAGCUCCUCGUCUGGGACAUGGCGAACGGCUGCAUCGUGACGAUGGUGUCCGCGGAGCCGUCGCCGACGGUCUGCGUCGCCUGGGGCGGCUUCGUCAAGGACGUGAAGCGGCGGGACACGCAGGACUACCUCUUCUGCACGGCGGGCGGCAAGAAGCUCAGCCUCUGGUCGUUGAACCCCUACAGCGGCGAGCUGUCGUCGGAGCGCGUGUCCACGGACGGCCGGGGCUGCACGGUGCGCGAGAUGACCUGGGUCGAGUUCAGCGAGGACCGGGAGACCAUCUACUGCGGCACGACGUCCGGCGAUUUUACGUUGGUGAACGUGCGGAAGCGGUCCGCGUCCGGGACGACGGUCUUCGCGAGCCGGAGCGGCGUCGAGUCGCUGCUGGCCAAGCCCGACGGCGGCCUCGUCACGGGCGGCGGCGACGGCACGGUGACGGCCUUCGACGCGAAGCUGCACGACGUCGCCCAGGUCCAGCUGCCCGGCGCCGUCGUCGCGCUCUCGUUCUCGCCGGACCGCGGCGAGCUCAUCGCGGGCGUCGCGUCGGGCGCCAUCUACCGGCUCCGGGGCGACCUGGGCAAGGCCCUGCUCGUCUGCGAGAACCACGCGCGGCCCGUCGUCGCCGUCGCCUACAGCGCCGACUCGAGCGACAAGUUCGCGACGGCGUCGCUCGACGACACGCUCCGCAUCUGGGACGCGAACGACUACAAGGCGUCGGCCCACGUGCACGUCCGCGACGCCGGCGAGCCGACCUGCGUCGUCUACACCCUCGACUUCCUCAUCUCGGGCUGGUCCGACGGCAAGAUCCGCGCGCACGAGUCGGACACGUCGACGCCGCUCUGGCUCAUCGACCACGCGCACCGCGGCGGCGUCUCCGCUUUAGUCCUCGCGAACAACCAGCGCUUCAUCAUGACGGGCGGCGGCGAGGGCGACGUGCGCGUCUGGGAGCUGCGGAGCCGCGAGCUCGUGUCCCACCUCAAGGAGCACCGGUCCAUGGUCACGGGCUUGGCUUUGUACGAGGACGACCUCCACGCGCUCAGCUGCUCGCGGGACCGGAGCUUCCUCUGCUGGGAGCUGCGCAACGAGAAGCGCAUGACGUCCCACACGCAGCGCAUGGGCGGCAUCAACUCCAUCGCGCUAUCGAAGGACCAGACGAACGUCUUCACGGUCGGGCAGGAGAAGCGGCUCACGCGCUGGGACCUCCGCGACCAGAACUUCCUCGAGGCCGUGGACCUCAGCGACGACCAGUCCGACGAGGCGUCCUGCGUCGCCGUCUCCAACUCCGGGCUCGUCGUCGCCACGGGCGGCACGAAGAAGCUCCUGAAGUUGUACGAGACCGCGCCGGGCCACAAGCUCCUCGCGAGCGUCGUCGGCCACAGCGGCGCCAUCCGCGACCUCAAGUUCUCCCCGGACGACAAGCAGCUCGUCACCGUCGGCGAGGACGGCGUCAUCUUCGUCUGGAACCUCUACGUCGACUGA